Messenger RNA from Megalops cyprinoides (Indo-Pacific tarpon), 2299 nucleotides. RefSeq names its product UDP-Gal:betaGlcNAc beta 1,4- galactosyltransferase, polypeptide 6 (gene b4galt6). The record is from RefSeq and is a predicted model, not a curated record. Gene Ontology annotation, biological process: carbohydrate metabolic process; glycosphingolipid biosynthetic process. Gene Ontology annotation, molecular function: UDP-galactose:glucosylceramide beta-1,4-galactosyltransferase activity. The transcript is spliced from 9 exons. The coding region runs from base 671 to 1819 and encodes 382 amino acids. NCBI's taxonomy places the organism in Eukaryota, Metazoa, Chordata, Actinopteri, Elopiformes, Megalopidae.
CAGUGUAUAGUGUAAUCGUUAGCCAAAUGAUCAUCUUGUGCGUUUGUCGCCCGUUAAAUCUGUUAAAUUCAGACCAUUUAGCAAUCUGAUCUCCUUUGCUACCUACAAGCGUUUAUCUCGGGCUCGUUCCCUUAGCGAGCUGUGUGGAAGUGAGUGAGUGUUUUGGAAACAUCAGCGAGUCAGUGAGUGGGAGGAGGCAGGGCAGACCCGUUUUCCCAUGUUCAUUUUUAAACCUUCAUUGCCGGCGAAAAAUGCAGAUCCUGACAUGAAGCAACGUCAUGCUUAUUUAUGAAAAAACAAUAGUAAUAUUUUUCUCAUCAUACUGUCAGCGCUUGCAGCAUGGCUGGUCGACGAUGUGUUUGGAAGACUGACAGAGCUUGAUUUCAGGCCUGCUUUUCAAUCUGGAAAUUUCUUUACCAGGAUAGCAGGGGCUACGUUUUUUUCAUCUUAUUAAGAUAGCUAGCUAACAUCACUAACUAGCAAGGAAGCAUUUUCCACAGCAUCCCUUUAACAUAACGAUGCGGACUGUAUCAGCGAUUUUUGGAUGACUGAUUUAAUUCCAUCUUAUAGUAUUUCAGUAAAGAUUUUUCAAACAAAAUCUUGCAUGGGAUUGUUGGCUAGCAAGCUACCUAGCUAACCACCUCGGCUCAAACCGCGGAUCUACGCAAAAAUGUUGAAUUGGAGGCGGCUUCUGCGGAUAUCCAACCGCUCGUUCCUGGCCUUCAUUUUUUUCUUCUCCAUGUCUACAUCUUGUCUAUACUUCAUUUAUGUUGCACCAGGAAUAGCCAACACCUACUUCUUCAUGGUCCAGGCCCAAGGUAUAAUGUUGAGGGACAACGUAAGAACAAUUGGACACAUGAUCAGAUUGUACACCAAUAAGAACAGCACGCUGAACGGCACAGAUUACCCUGAUGGUAGUAAUUCCAGUGAGUACAUCGCGCACCCCACCACAUAUCUGCCAGAGAACUUCACCUUUUCUCAGAAUCUCCCGUGCCCUGAAAAAUUACCUUCUAUGAAGGGUCAUAUCGACGUUAAUAUGACUGAAAUCCCGAUGGAAGAGAUCGAGCUUCGAUUGUCCAAGUACCUGGAUAUUGAGUUUGGUGGGCACUGGAAACCGAAAGACUGCAAACCACGUUGGAAGGUGGCCAUUCUCAUUCCUUUUCGAAACCGCCAUGAACACCUGCCAAUACUGUUUCAGCACCUUACACCCAUGCUACAGAGACAACGCCUGCAGUUUGCUUUCUAUGUAAUCGAGCAGACAGGGGUACAGCCCUUCAAUCGUGCCAUGCUGUUCAAUGUCGGCUUCAAGGAGGCCAUGAAGGACCUGGACUGGGACUGCCUUAUCUUUCACGACGUGGAUCACAUCCCUGAGAACGACCGCAAUUACUACGGCUGCGGACAGAUGCCCCGCCACUUUGCUGCUAAACUCGACAAGUACAUGUACAUCCUUCCCUACAGUGAGUUCUUCGGAGGCGUGAGUGGGCUGACAGUGGAACAGUUCCGGAAGAUCAAUGGAUUUCCCAAUGCAUUCUGGGGCUGGGGUGGAGAGGACGAUGACCUUUGGAACAGAGUGCACUACUCCGGGCUCAACGUGACCAGGCCGGAAGGGGAACUAGGAAAAUAUAAAUCAAUUCCGCACCACCAUCGAGGAGAAGUACAGUUUUUGGGCAGGUACAAGCUGCUGAGGUACUCCAAAGAGAGGCAAUAUCUCGAUGGCUUGAACAACUUGAACUAUACCCCUGAAAUCACUUUGAGUAGCUUAUAUAAAAACAUAACAGUCAACCUAUCUCCAGAGCUGGCUCCUGUUGAAGACUAUUGAACUGUAAUCUGUUCUGGACUGGAAUGAAUUUGGUGUGGAGCUGAUGUGGACAACCUGGGAAAGACGCCUUGGUCAGCACUGUUACUGGGAGCGUAAGGUUACACUGCCAAGUUACCUUAUCUUCAGGAAAGGAUCUUAAGUGUGGAUAUAUAGGGCCUGUAUAAUCAAUUGAUAGUGUGUGUGCGUGUGUGUGUUGUUGCAUGUUGAGUGUCUGUGCUGGCUUUAGCUACUAAAUCCACAUCACAUUUCAGAGGAACGGAGUGCCAGCAUCAAGAAAUAGGAUGUUUAUGGCAAAGCCUUAACGAAUUCAUGUAGGCUCAGUUUCACCUUUAAGGUUCCCAUAAAUGUCUGUGUCGGUUAAUCCAUGGACAUUACUUUAGACCCCAAAAGAUGUCACUGUCUCACCAUAAUGUGGAUUCUACACAUAUCAUUUUUAGUGAGGGUUUUUUUUUUUGUUUCUCCAAGAAAAGUGAAGGUGAU